GUGAUCACUAUAUUUCAGAACCCUUUAUUAAAAGUGAAGCCUGAGCCACCUGGUGACUUACAAGAUGAUGAAGCUCUUUUAGGGUUCAGUGAGACUGAUGUUGAUGUUCCAGAUAGUUCAAAAAAUGAAGUUUUUAGUGUGAAAAAAGAAAAUGAAUUCCAUGAAGAAUUACAUCAAUUUGACCAUGAAUUAGAAGAUAUAUUUGGUUCAAAGCUCUGUAUCAACAGCCAUUGUAGAAGGCAAUUUCAUAAUUAUAAUUUUUUCAUACAAGAAAUUUCCAACACAAACAUCUAUUCUCAGUCACCAAGCUGUGAAAAUGGUUUUGAUAAAACAUUUUCUAGGGAAAAUAAUGUAAAAAGAUGUCAGAUUCCCUACAUUGGAGAUGCACCAUACAGUUGUGUAAUGUGUGAAAAAGAAUUUGGAACAAAAAGUGAACUAAAUAUACACCAGUCUAUACAUACUAUAGAGAAAACAUAUAGAUAUGUAGUAUGUGGUAGAGAAUCUGGAAGUACCAGUCACCUGAACAGACAUAAAAACAUUGAUACUGAUGAAAAACCAUACAGCUGUGUAGCAUGUGACAAAGCAUUUGGAAGUAAUAGUGACCUAAAUAAACAUAAUAACAUACACACUGAGGAGAAACCUUAUAUCUGUGUAGUGUGUGGAAAAGAAUUUGGAACAAAUAUUAAUCUAAAAACACACAUGAGAAUACACAAUGGGGAGAAAUCAUACAGCUGCGUAGUGUGUGAGAAAAAAUUUAGAAGAAAAAGUGACCUAAAAAUACAUCAGCGGAUACACACUGGAGAAAAACCAUAUAGGUGUGAAGAGUGUGGCAAGGAAUUUGGAAGAAGUAGUCACCUGAACAGACAUAAAAAAACUCACACUUGUCAAAAGGUUCAUAAUUGUAAAACAUGUGGCAAAGAAUUUGAAAAAAUAAGUUAUUUAAAAUUACACCUGAAACUACACACUGGCGAAGAACCAUAUAGCUGUGUAGUGUGUGGAAAAGAUUUUGUAAGUAAUAAUGACCUAAAGAAACAUAAUAGUAUACACACUGGGGAGAAACCUCACAGCUGUUUAGUGUGUAAGAAAGAAUUUGCAAAAAAAAGUGACUUAAAAGUACAUCAACGAAUACACACUGGAGAGAAACCCUACAGCUGUGAUGUAUGUAGCAAGAAAUUUGGAAGAAGUAGUCACUUAAAAAGACAUCAGAAAAUUCAUAGUGGUGAAAAACAAUAUAAUUGCAUAGUCUGUGACAAAAAAUUUAGAACUAUGGACCACUUAAAGAGACAUCAGAGGAUUCAUAGUGAUGAAAAACAACAUAAUUGCAUAGUCUGUGACAAAAAAUUUAGAAAUAUGAACCACUUAAAAAUACACCAGAGACUACACAUUGGGGAAAACCCGUACAGUUGUGUAUUAUGUGGAAAAGAAUUUGCAAGUACUAUUGACCUAAAAACACAUAAUAGGGUACACACUGGGGAGAAACCCCACAGCUGUUUGGUGUGUGAGAAAGAAUUUGUCAGAAAAAGUGACUUAAAAGUACACUAUCGGAUACACACUGGAGAGAAACCCUACAGCUGUGAAGUGUGUGGCAAGGAAUUUGGAAGAAGUAGUCACUUAAAAAGACAUCAGAGAAUCACACUGGUGAAAAACAACAUACCUGUAUUCUCUGCAACAAAAAGUUUAGAACUAAGAGCCACUUAAAAAUACACCAGAGGAUACACACUGGAAAGAAAAAACCAUAUGGAUUGUAGUGUUCAGCAUGGAAUUAUUCAUUUAUAAAGGCACCAAAAGAUUCAUUCUGCUGAGACAUGACAUUAAAAUAUUCAUUCUUAUGAUGUAGAAUAUCAGAGGUUACACACACUGCAGCAUAAUGAUACAGUUGUAUAGUGUGUAUGAGAAUUUGUGAAAGAAGUUAUUACUUAAAAAUGUGGGAUAAUAUCGCAUUUAUAUAGUGUGUGUAUAGCAAAAAAUUUGUAAGAAGCUAUUAAUUAAAAAUAUGUCAAAUAUCACAAUUAUAUGUUCUGUGUCAAAAUAUUUAUAGGAAGUUAUUAAUUUAAAACAUACCAAAUAUCCACAGUGAAAAAAACCAUCCAUUUGGUAGUAUGUCUAAGAAUUUGAAUGACAUGGUGGCCUCAAAAGAUGAGUUGUUAAACACUGGGAGAAGUAGUUCAGUUGCAGUGUGCUUUUAAGAGAGAAGUAACUAGAUGUAGUCUCUAACAAGCAUCAUAUUAUUCACAGUUGAGGUAAAUCAUAGAGCUGUUAAGUUUAUUAGAAAGACAUUGUUACCCAAUUUUUGUAGAUGUCUUAGGCAAUAUUAAGAAGAACAAACUGCAUUAUAUCACUUAUGGUCAAAAUUAAACAUUAGAUUGAAGAGUAUCUGGCAAAUAAUUUAAUAUAAUUGAAAACCUAAGCAAUAACACUAUAUGAUAUUAAAACUCAACAACAGUAUUAACAUACUACAUCAGCCAUUAAGUUUACUUAUAUGUGAUGAAAGUCAAUGGAUUUUAUUGUUUAUUGGCCUAAAACUGGUUUCAUAAAGUAGUGGAAUGGGGUAAUCUUUGUCCUUAUGGAUUUGUUUUUCCUCAAACCUUUUCACUUACUACCAAUAGCACAAAGUCUUGUAUGAAAAUAUACAUAAAAUGUGUAUUGUUAUUAGUUACUUGUAUGAUGGAGUUAUUGUUAGAAAUCCAUGAAAAGACUAAACAAAUACGUUGUUUACACUUGACUAAAUACUUCCUUUAAGAAGUGUGAGUUCUUGACUCUUGUCUGCCUACUUUAAUAUGUGGUUGAUUCUUAUUCUCUUUGUAACUUGUUCACUUCUUGGGCAGGAUUUGCAUAGGUCUUAAAGUCUUUAAAUUUAAAAUCAGUUUUGAAACCUGUGAUGUUCUUAGAUUCUUGAAAAAGGCAUAAGCCGAAAUGUCGGGAAGAAUAAAAAAGCUUUUACCUGAAGUUGUUUGUCAUCUUCAUCGCAAUUUAAACUGGUAAUAAUCGUGAUAUGAAAAGAUUAUUCAGGUAUAUGUAGUACCUGAAUGUGAUAUGUAAAUGUUCUGUAUGUAUGUAUAUAUUAAUUACACUGGUUAUAUUCUGUGUGGUGACUGCUAGAGCCCUGUAGGUGUGAUUAUAUUAUUAGUCUGAAAGUCAUUAAGUAGCAGCAGGAAUUUUUCUGACUUUCAGACUGGCAUGACAGUGAAUGGCCAUUUAUCAGGGAGAUUUGUCAUCAGGGUCUGUCAACACUAGUAUUUGAAAAGGAAAUUACCAAUAGAAAGUAUUUGAGCCAUGCUUGGAAUUUAGCUACAUAUGUUGACCAUUGUUCUAUUGUUAAAACUAAACAGAUGUGUAUGUGCAAAAAACAUUUUUUAAAUUUUUAGUAAACAAUUUAUGUUCACUGUACUAAAUAAAGGAGGUGGGAAAUACUAAAUAUGCUUUUAUGUGCACAUAUUAUUGCCUUCAGGCCAUCCAUAAUUUUGAAGUAAAAUUAAAAUGCAAUAAAAAAAAUGUAUGCAUUGGUCAUGAAACUUGUGUAACUUUUGUUCCUGUAAAAUACUUAAAAUCAAUACAUGCAGAGACAGUGGACAAUACAACCUUUUAUCAUGGAUACAAAUUAUAGUUAUAUAACACAAAAAUGCCCUUUAACAAAUAUAGAUGCUUCAGCUUGAAUUGCAGGAUUUCUAUUAAAAUCACAAUGGUGAUAUGAAAAUACUUGAAUGCACACUAUAGAUUUGUGUAUAUUAGUUAAUUAAUAUAUACCUAUCUAUGGCAUACACAUACACACAUGUGUAUGUAAUGAUCUUGAAACAGCUCAC
Limulus polyphemus (Atlantic horseshoe crab) is the source of this 3800-nucleotide messenger RNA. RefSeq names its product zinc finger protein 271-like. Gene Ontology annotation, molecular function: DNA-binding transcription activator activity, RNA polymerase II-specific; RNA polymerase II cis-regulatory region sequence-specific DNA binding. The coding region runs from base 403 to 1698 and encodes 431 amino acids. The record is from RefSeq and is a predicted model, not a curated record. Lineage: Eukaryota; Metazoa; Arthropoda; Merostomata; Xiphosura; Limulidae. Gene Ontology annotation, biological process: regulation of transcription by RNA polymerase II. The transcript is spliced from 2 exons. Gene Ontology annotation, cellular component: nucleus.